Molecule: messenger RNA, 4119 nt
Organism: Hydatigera taeniaeformis
Lineage: Eukaryota; Metazoa; Platyhelminthes; Cestoda; Cyclophyllidea; Taeniidae
Source: the annotation of a GenBank genome assembly
GUCCUCCAUCUCUACUUCGGCAAAUCCGUUGACGACUUCAAUGCCGCAUUCCGCUCUUCGCAGAGCUCAAGUACCUUUUCUAACACCUCCUUGGGCCCUUCUUCCUCUUCCGCCAAUACCAGCAACACAACUUCCACCUCUGGCAGCUGUAGCAAACCCACCGUCAAUGUAUUCCACAGCCUCACAACCCGUUCCAAUUACUACUGCAAUCUGCCUCAUCCUCAAUCUCACGCUGUCUACGUAGCUGAUCCUGUUACAGAGAUGUGCAACCAAGCAGAGCGCGCUGUGGUACACGAUCUUGAGGCGGCGGUGGGUCACGCCCGUAGUUUGGGCUGUCCGGUGCCGCUUGACACAGUGACGGGCUUUGAAACAGGUUGCCAUCUCAGCGGCGAGUCAAACGUAGUUCUGCUGAUUGGAUGGAAAACCGUCCAUCCCAUAGCACUGCCCAGCGUGGACGAGAUGUUCAAUUGGGCUGAAGUGUUGGAGCGCGCGCUGAUUGACUCCAACUAUCACGUCACAUUGUGCCGCGUUGGUAGUGCCAGUGACAACACUUCAGCAAGCAGUUGCGUACUUGGUGCUGCAGGCGGUGGCUGCGGCGGUAUCAGCGGUAGCGGAGGAGUUGGCUCCGUGUCAACAUCCUCUUCCACCACUUCUGGCAUCAUUCCCACCUCCAACGUUGUUGUUAGCGGUAGUGGCGUUACCUCUGUCUCCUCCUCUUCCUCCUCCUCUCGUCUGCAACUUGGUCUUCAAGCUAGUCUCCACGUCCAACAAUGGCGCCUUUGUCUUAUCGGUGAACCCUCUGCUGGCUGUCAGUUCAUUGCACAGUGGCGACUGGAUGCAUUGGAUGCCGCCUACACAAUGGAGAGUGGUAGCAAUAGUGGCACCUUUUCCGCCUUCGGUGGAUCCACUUAUGACCCCGUGGGAGGGCAACCUUUCCUGGGAUUCACCCCACCUGGUGCUCAAGGUGUCUUCCCAACUUUCAGUACCUCCUAUCAGAACGACGAUCGGUUCUUUUUGGAGGCAAAUCGUGCUGCUGGCAAAGGGCUGGCAGGCAACUACGUCUUCCAAGUGGACGGCCGACGGUUGGGACAGCUGGCGCGCGCUAUAGAUGAGUUGAUGUUGCGUCGCUUUCCAGCGCUUACCGCGCCACCAGGCACCCGGGUUCUUCCUUCCACCAACACCGAUGAUGAAUCUCUGCAUUUACGCAAGUCCGCUGCUAUCGAUAUUCGCUCCAGCUGUGGUGCCAGCAAGCCACUCUUUGGUGCUUCGUCCUCCUCGCUCUCACCUCCCACUGGCGUCGGUGGUGGUGGUGGCGGUGCCACUGGUGGGGGAGGCGGUGCUGUUUUUGGCUCCGCUUCUCCUCAUGGUAGUAGUGGUUCAUUCGCACCUUCCAGUUUGCCAACAAGGGGUGGCGGUGCGUCUACUGUUCCUGCUUCCGCUGCUGUGGUGGAAGAAGUGUCGAUGGUCCCACAGCACUCUUCUUCGUCGACAUCUUCUUCUCGAUCGAAAAAAUCGGGACAUCGGCAGUUCUUCGGAGGUGCUCAAACAUUAGGGCGAUCAGACGCGAUCAAGAUUCCCACACGACGAUUCACUACGGCACUUUCCAAGAUGACUGGGGAUGGUGGAUUCUCCUCACGUGGACGAUCUUCAUCUAAAACGGGUUCUGGUGAAGGCAGUGCGGAGGGCAGUUCUUCAGAUGCCUCCUCUACGAAACCACAACCACCUCUCUACUUUCCUUCUGUCAUGGUUGGUGCGGGAAUCAUCACCUCCCUCGUGCCUGCUCCACCUCCACCUUCCCAAUCUGCGCGUUAUGAAGUGUUCGGCACAUCUGCUGCACCUCCUGUCACAGCCGCUAGUUCACUUCGACCAAAGCAGAAAUCAGAGCUCCCUCCACCUCCACCAUUGGCUGCUCCACCUCCGCCACCACCACAUCCGCUGUCACACUGUACACCCCCCUCUUCCCCGUUCUCUCUAGCCUGUGAGCGUUGUCAAAGGCGUAGACAAAGGGAUCAUCAGAAGACCCCUUCCGCUGAUCCUGCCUCGAUUUCCUCCGAAGAUGGUGGUGGCGGGGUUGGCGGUGGUGGGAACGGUGGCGGCAUAUUCGCUGCUGAUGAAGACGUUGAGCAACCAAUGCCUUUGGCGGUGGUGGAAUGCCGGCGCUCACCUCCUACUCACCGCGCGUUUUACAAUCUUUACAAACAAGUCUACCACGCAGUGGAACCGUUCCAUACGAAUUGCAGGCUUCCUCGAAGUGGAUCUUUUGAUGUUUGUACUGCUAGAAAACGAAAAUUGGCCCGAGAGAGGGUAUUCGAAGCUCUCGGGGGUGGUGAGGGUAGCCCUUUGGAUUGCUUAUUACACAAACUUUCCCCACCAUUGGAUAAUGCUGCCUCCUGUGUCUUUCUUCUUGCCUUUUCCCCACCUCUCAAACCACUUUCGAAAGAGGAAAUGGAGUACCGAUGGUACUUAGUGCACCGGCCAGGGAGCUGUUGUUCUCGAUGCUGCCUGUGGAAUGCGCCAAUCUUUCUAGCAGAACUGAACCUCCAAGAUGUAGUCGCUCAUCAGAUGCAUAUUCUAUCCUUGAAGAAGGAUAUGAUCACUUCAGAGCCCUUACGCAGCAUUCCCUGUGGCGCCAUCCCUUGUCUCUCUACUUCACGACUCUUUGUUUGGCAAUUCUCCGGUGGUUCGCUCUAUGGCGAAAUGUCACAAUGUUCCUCCCACGUUAAGUCGACCCCCCUACGGCCCUGGUCGGUGCUCUACCUCGGUCCAGAUAGUGAAAUUGAUGAUGGCACCCUUCCUGUUUCCCCGUCUGUUCUCUCUGUCUCCUCCCCAUACUGUUGUUGCUACUGUGGUUCUCCCCUCUCUCAGCCUCAAUGUAGGUCUCGAAUACAACAGCAACAUCAACAAUCUCAAUAUAACCAGCCUCCACAGCUAAAUUAUCAUGCCUAUGCGAAUCUGAUUCGGAACAUUGGUAGUAGCACUCUUCCCAGUGUUUCUCGGCGUAGUCAUCACCACCAAACCGCUCCAGUUGUCUUUCCUGAAAAACCCUCAGCUUCUCGUGACAUCCCUGUCGAUCAAAAUCGUCGCGGAGUUUUCUCUACUUCUUCCACCUCGUGUUCUACGUCACAAGCCUCGUCACCAAGUUCGCCUCAGGGUCACGUCUCUUACUACAACCUCACGAGUAAUGUGGGCAUCGCUUGUCUCCCACCGAAUCCCCUGAAGUACUCUUUCCACGAGGAGCGCUCGAGUGGAGCGUACGCAAACUUGCAACAUCUUUAUGCCCCACUGAAUCCUCAGCAAGCCCGAUUACGAAUGCCGUGUAGCGUUCGGACCUCUGCAUCCACUGCUGUCACAGAUCAAAUACCAGACGAGAUCCGCGAGCCAAAACGGAAUUAUGCAUUGGUGGACCUCCGUCCUAGUCCGGCUAGUUCGGUGAUUGCUCCUGGCGAUACAAUCACUUUGGUAUCUACCUCUGAAGACGCGGUUUUAACAACACCCGACGGUGGUGUUGGUGGUGGAGUUGGCGGUUGUGGUAGUGGAAGUCGAACUGAUUCAAGUGCUUCUACUUUGCACACAAACACUUCUACCUCCUCGUCGGCUGCAACAUUCGUUCCAGGAAAUGGUGGUAAUCGCCCACGAACUGCUUCGCAGCACCGACGAACCUCAUCGCAUUCGUUAAUUGCUGUGCUUCCCGUUCCAACACUAAAUUACGUUCACAUCAUGACCAAGCGGGAUGCGGAAGCAGCAGCAGCGGGCGCUGCAGGUUGUGAGAGUCCAGCUUCCUCUUCCACUGCUACCUCUUCAACUGCGAGUUCAUCAGAAAAGGAACAACGGGCUCCCACUGCAGUUCCUUUAAAUUUAACAACAACUGCGGCUCUAGCGCCCCACGCGGAGCAGAUUCCCUACGCACAAAUCGACUUUGAGCGCACAAGAGCCUUGAAUGCGGUGAACGGAGCAGGAGAGGUGAAUCACCUUCAUGGACACCAUUUCCACCACUCCCAUCAUCACAAAGCGGCCACAAAUGCGUUCACUACGCCCUUGGGCGGUGGCAAGACAUCACUAGUGAGUGGAUGCGGUGGUCUGCGUGGCUUGAGCGCGCGAAAAAAGUCUGAUGGAUGGUGA